AUGCCGUCAAAUGAUGUUGAUAGAAUCUGUGCAAUCUGUGAGAAAAGCCCGGCAACGAUGGUUUAUGGAGCGAUGGCUUGCGGUGGCUGCAAAAACUUCUUCCUCCGUACCACCACAGCAAUCGAAAAGAAACUGAAAUGUCUGAAUGGUGGUGAAUGUCCGGUGAAGUUUGGCAAUAUAAAAUGUAUGAAGUGUCGCUAUGAGAAAUGUCUCCAAGUCGGAAUGAUUCCUGAAGUCACUGGUCGACGACUCGGUUGUAGUCUACGAGAGAAGAGAGCUCAAAGUAAACUGAGCAAGAAGAAGGUAUUGGCCUCAAAAUCACUCUUCAAAAUCCGAGAGAACGGCCAAGAACUCUCGGUCAAGAACUUUGCUCCACAUUUGUAUGAUGGAAAAGGGACUUUGGAAAUUGUGAACGAUCUCAUCAAUACACAGAAGUACGGUGAAGUGUUUGGUAAAGCCUAUCUGAAGCAAAUGUUCAUCACCCAAAAUGUGCUUUCUAGUAUGAAAAAAGGACAAAUGGGCGAUGCGAAAUUUGUUCUGAUGAAGAUAAUUAUUUGUUUCUCAACGAGCAUGCGCAAAGAGAGAAGUGCGCAAAUCGUGAGGAAAGCUUUCAACAAGUACAGCAGUCUUUUACUUGAAAAUCUCGAUCCACGAUUUGGGAGCAAUUUCGGAAAAAUCGUACUAAACAAAGAAAUCGGAAUCUACGGAAAGUUGACUAAAGAGGUUUUUCAUAGAAUG
This is a messenger RNA of Mesorhabditis belari, 738 nucleotides long. The record is from the annotation of a GenBank genome assembly. NCBI's taxonomy places the organism in Eukaryota, Metazoa, Nematoda, Chromadorea, Rhabditida, Rhabditidae.